Molecule: messenger RNA, 3634 nt
Organism: Eriocheir sinensis (Chinese mitten crab)
Lineage: Eukaryota; Metazoa; Arthropoda; Malacostraca; Decapoda; Varunidae
Gene: Elp2
Product: elongator complex protein 2-like
Exons: 15
Coding region: 521-2914 (797 amino acids)
Biological process (GO): tRNA wobble uridine modification
Cellular component (GO): elongator holoenzyme complex
Molecular function (GO): protein binding
Source: RefSeq, a predicted model, not a curated record
GCAAAAAAGCAAAGUCCAGAGUAAGCUAAAGUGAAGAAAACAAUGGAAAAGGAAAUAGAAUAGCAGAGUGAACAGAAAAAAAACAGAGCUCAGUGCAGGGAAGACACUGAAGGAGGAAAUAAAGAAGAAAAAGAAGAAGAAAGCAGUGGUCCCAUGGCCUGACCACCCCCUGAAACACUGAAGGAGGAACUAAAGAAGAAGAAGGCAGUGGUCCCAUGGCCUAACAACUGCCUGAAACACUGAAGAGGAAAAAGAAUUGAAGAUUUCUCAGAGGAGCCCUCAAAACACCUUAGAAGAGUAGACAUAAGGACUCGAAAGAAGACAUAAGAAGUGAUAGAGUCAAACAGCUCUAAUGAAGACAGUCUUCCUUGGCGGUGCACUCCUUGACCGCUGCAUUAUUAACAUUAUGGGUUUACGCGUCGACAUCACCAGUAAAAAAGCAAUUUAAUUUACUUGGACAGCAUUUUGGUCGUGACCUUAUGUACUUGUGGUGAUAGUUUUCAUAACAUCGAGGAGUGAAAUGGAGGUGCAGGUUGAGUAUCUGUCCUCAGGGAUCAACCAGACGCCUCUUGGAAUAAACUGGGGCCCUGAUGACAUGGUGUGUAUGGCAGCAAGUACAGGUGUGCUGUUGUAUGACCCAAAGCUUGGAACUGUGACUGGGGCCAGUACAAAGCAGCACACGAAGAGGGUGACCUGUGUGCGGUGGGUGCGGCCGACACCAAGUGGAGGUCCUGUCAUAGUCUCUGGUGGUGCUGAUGGCAAAGCUGUGUUGUGGACUUUGUCAAAAGAAAAGACAGAGAGUCUUUUGGUCCUCCAUCCAUCUUCUGUUUUAGAUCAUGAAGACCUGGUGACUUUGGUUGAUGCCACCAUCCUCACAGUUGAAGGGAAAGAGAUGAUUUUCGUCAUGACAGCAACAACAGACUGCAUAACUACAUGGCUUGUUUGUCAAGAGUCAGGAAAAUGUGAGAAAUUGCAUUCAUCUGCCACCCCUGGAAAUGUUUUUCCAAUGAGCCUGAAGUUAUUUGAGGUUCCUGGAUCAAAAUUCCCUGUCUUAAUGUUUGGUGGACAUGACGCCAAAAUACACAUUAUGGCAGCUGCUGAACUUGGAAUAUACCAGCCAGUGUGUAAAUUAUCUGGCCAUGAAGACUGGGUCACAUCAUUGGAUGUCUUAAAAGAAGAUGAUGAGGGACUUUUGUUGGCAAGUGGCUCCAAAGACUCAACAGUAAGGAUAUGGAAGAUGUCUGCUGUAAAAGAAAAGGACCAAGAGCAAGAGACGUGCAUUACCUCAAAGGAAACGGAGCUGAAACUAAAAAACAUAACAUUUAAUAUACCCUCAAGAAGUGAAGAUAUUUUAAUGCAAGUCUUGCUUGAUGCUGUCUUGGCAGGGCAUGAAGGGCUGGUCUCUGAGGUGUGCUGGUCCAGACCUACACUAGACGAUAAGCAACAAGCAACUUACAAGCUCUUGACCUGCUCCAAGACUCAAGACCGGUCCAUCAUUGUUUGGGAGCCUGACAAAACCAGCCCAUCUGGCAUGUGGCUGGAGGUGGCGCGGCUCGGGGAAGUCGGGGGUAACAUGGAGGGCUACUACAGCUGUCAGUUUAAUUCCAAUGGAUCUGAAGUGUUGGGAUGCAGCUAUCAGGGAGAUCUACACUUAUGGAGGCAGCAGGGUGGAGUCUGGCAGCCCUGCGUGGUGGUCGGAGGACACUUCGAUCAGGUGGCAGACAUAUCCUGGGAUCCAUGUGGCCGGUAUCUGCUGUCAGCCAGUAAGGACCAGACUACUCGUCUUCAUGCUGGCUGGAAAACUGGAACUGAGGUGGUUUGGCACGAGGUUGGCCGGCCUCAGGUUCAUGGUUAUGACUUGGCGUGUGUUACUACUCUGGGGAAAUAUAAGUUUGCCUCGGGAGCAGAAGAAAAGGUUGUACGUGGCUUUGCAGCUCCUGCAAACUUCAUCCGCAACUUUGGCAAAAUCUGUGGUUUUGAUAUUGAGGAUGACUUAGCUACUUGUGAAGUUGGUGAAGGUGCUGCUGUCCCUUCACUUGGCCUCUCCAACAAGGCUGUGACAAUGGCUGACCUGCAGGAAGAGUAUCAAGUGAAGGCAGAAGGUAGAGAAGAAGUGCAGGCCUACUUCAAACCUCUCACGCUCUCAGCUCCACCUACAGAAGACCAACUUCAGCAGAACACCCUUUGGCCUGAAGCUGCCAAACUCUACGGCCAUGGCAAUGAUCUUUAUGCCAUUGCUGCUACGUCUGAUGGCUCUCUCCUGGCAUCAUCUUGCCGGGCAGCCAAUAACUUAGAUGCUGCCAUUAUUCUCUGGGACACAACAACGUGGCUCAAAGUGGACACCCUCACUAAGCACCGCCUCACUGUCACUCAGCUGGCCUUCUCCCCAGAUGACCAAUACCUUUUGUCAGUUUCUCGGGACCGAACUUGGGCUGUCUUCACACGGACAGAAGAUAACAAAGGUAUAACAUAUAGAUUAUCAGACUCCUCAAGCAAGAAGGAAACUAUGCAUUCCCGCGUCAUUUGGUCAUGUUCGUGGCUGCCAAACUCAUCCCAUUUUGUGACGGCCUCCCGAGACAAGACUGUGGCUGUGUGGGGCUUGGGUGAGUCAGGCUGGUCCAGGAAGGCUCUCCUUAAUGAAGUGGAUGAAGUAACGGCCGUGGCAGCAACCAAGCUCCAGAACAGUGACAGUGUUCUCAUAGCAACAGGUUUGGUGGGAGGAGACAUUCACCUGAGAGAAUACAACCUUCCUGAAGCAGUGUUUUCCUCUGCAGUGGUGAAAGUGACACACAAACAUCAUGACGUUGUUAGGCGUUUGGCGUUUAGACCAAUGUUUAAUGGUACUGCUGAGGGUAGAUAUUUGGCUUCUUGUUCCAAUGAUAAUAGAGUUCAGAUAUAUAGAAUAAACAUUUAACCUUUUUGUAUUUUCACACUGCAUUCUACCAUUUUACCUAACUUAAAAGUUGGGAACUGCAUCCUAUGAGUGUGUGGUCCUUAACAUUGUCUCUUGUUUAUACAAUUGAAUACAAAUGCAUGUAGCAACAGUUUUCCAAUUGUAUGUAAAUUCUUCAUGUGGAAAAAAUCCAUGAAACUGAUGUCUUAUGUAAUGAAUAUAUCAGUAAAUUGUUUUACUUGAAAGACCAUAUUUCUCUUUAAUGCACUCCCAUUACUGCCAGCCAUGUAAGUUGCACAAAUUAUUCUUUUAAAUGUAAUAACUUGUAAUCAGUGUCAUAAAUGGAAGGCUCACUGAACACAUACAUGUCUGCUUAUUAGCCACAGAACUUUAGUUUUAGCUCACUCUGGGAAAAUUCCAACCACAGGCUAUUGAAGAGAGGAACUUGGGAAUAUCAGCCAGGGAUGCAUAGUUUGGUCAGUCCAGCAUUACUGAACAUACUGUGGCACCAUAAUAUGCAUAGAUACAAACCUCAUCACAGGUCAUGUAGAGGAUCAGGUGCUCUUGAGACCGAAUUCUUUCUUUUUCUUAACUGAUGCAGGGCAUGGAGGGAGAAAAAGGUACUUUGGAGCUAAGUCUGUCCUUCAGUGUUAUUGGGCAUGUUACAGUAGUGUACUUUGUUACAGUAGUGUACUUGAAAUGAUGAUAAUAAUAAUAAUGAUAAUAAAUGUAAUAAUAUAU